AUGCCACCUAGCCGCUAUGAAGUAGAAAGCAAGUACAGGAAAAUUCUUGAACUAUCGAGUAAACUGGGGACACUUUGCAAUCAGGCAAAGUCAUUGCAACAGCUGUACUCGAGCAAUGCGCUUAACUUGCGACAUCGUUUGUGUGAUGAAAUUAAAGUUAUUUUCCGCUAUGCGCCCAUCGAAUAUGGGCAUCGCUGUGAGGAGAUUCUGUGGAAGCGAAAUUACUACGAUUACGUCAAGUUUUGCAAAAAGUUCCGCAAAGACAUGAGCUCCAACGAUCUGGAUAUCUUUCGGAUGCACAUCACUUCAGGAAUCGGCCAUUACCAGAGUCUCUUUUUCUCCUUCUGCAAGGCAUUCAAACUGACAAAUCUUGAAGAGUUUCUUUCAUAUCUACCCUUUCAACCAAAUUUCAUUGUCAAAGAGAAUAUCCACUACAACUUGACUGGCCUGAACAAUGGAAAGUGCGCCAAGAGUGCCUUUGAGAACGAGUCGAACGUGGACGAGUACAACUACAUCGGGGACAUUGACAAUGACGAAGAUGGCCUGACAAUCGAGCUCGAUCUUGAAUAUGUUCAAGAUGAAAAGUACCUGCCGUCCCUCAACUAUCUUGCUCACAGAUUCUGCAUCUGCCUCGGUGAUCUGGCUCGCUACUAUAUCGACUUUUUCCCGAAUCCUGAAAAUUCCAAAUCGUUUACCGAGAAUCGUUUCUCUCACUACUACUUCAACGUUGCAGCUUUCUACUACAAAACUGCUUCCAUCAUUGAGCCUGCUCUUGGAAUGCCAUUUAACCAGCUCGGCACCCUGUACACCGGCGGUCACUAUGGAUUGGAUUCACUCUUUUACUACAUUCGAUGUCUAAACUCAAAAGAGACUUUUACCGGCGUCAAGGAAAAUAUGCGGACCACUUUUGAAACUGCUCAAAAGAUGCUCUUGAAGUGUCAGAGUAGUAACGCCAAAGGCAAACUGUUCAACAACCAAAAGCAAAAGCAGGCGAGUGAGAAUGUUCAACCGUCAAACCAGCUGAUCAAAGAAGCUAUCCUUAAUGUGAUCAAAUUGUUUUGGGAAGUUUUCAAUGUCGGCUGUGAAGCGGGCAAUAUUGGAAAUCGUCCACUUUCUGUUGGAAAAUUGCUCAAUAUGACCAAUGAAACUCUUGUGAAGAUUUCCUUGGCACUGGAAGCAGAGCCUUCGCCUAAUUCCUCUCGAACAAGUCCAGGUUCGCUUACCGACGAGUGCAUCUUUCAAAUCAUUUCCCUCUUUGCCAUGCAAAUUGAGCUGAUAAAAAGUCCCAAUCAGGAGGGUCCACUUGAAGUCAA
This is a messenger RNA of Rhagoletis zephyria (snowberry fruit fly), 1313 nucleotides long. Lineage: Eukaryota; Metazoa; Arthropoda; Insecta; Diptera; Tephritidae. The record is from RefSeq and is a predicted model, not a curated record.